This is a messenger RNA of Spodoptera frugiperda (fall armyworm), 1300 nucleotides long. RefSeq names its product trimethyllysine dioxygenase, mitochondrial (gene Tmlh). Bases 146 to 1270 code for a protein of 374 amino acids. Gene Ontology annotation, molecular function: trimethyllysine dioxygenase activity; iron ion binding. Gene Ontology annotation, biological process: carnitine biosynthetic process. The transcript has 8 exons. The record is from RefSeq and is a predicted model, not a curated record. NCBI's taxonomy places the organism in Eukaryota, Metazoa, Arthropoda, Insecta, Lepidoptera, Noctuidae. Gene Ontology annotation, cellular component: mitochondrion.
CUUAGGUAUUACCUAACCUGGUUAUCUCGUUGAUAGUAGUCAUUCAACUUUGACCAUCCGGUUAAAUGGCGACGAUAAUACCGCUCCGUUUAGUUCUACUUGAAACCUUGAAGUGUACACUACGUAACAAGUUGAAUUAGUCAAGAUGGGAGAUGAAAACACCAUCCAAACGGUUAUCGCCACGGACAGGGCUCUCAUCGUGACCUUCGGAGAUGGAAAGUCAAUCAGAUUCGAGGACUGUUGGCUUAGAGACCACUGCAGGUGUUCAUCUUGCUACCACGCCAGCACUUUCCAGAGAGCACAUCAUAUUCUAGCCAUCCCUGAUGUUACUAUUAGUAGUUAUGAAUUUGAUAAGACGAAAAUUGAUAUUAAAUGGAGUGACGACCACAAAUCGACAUACGCAGCUGAAUUCCUAUCACAAUUCGAUUAUACCACUUGGAAGGAAAGUCGUAAACUGAAGCCUAUUCUAUGGAAAGGAGCAAGUGUUGAAAGUAAAAUCGCAACAGUACCUGUGGAUAAAUUUUUGACAACUAAAGAUGGCGCUAGAAGCGUUUUCAAGUCACUACUUGAUUAUGGCGUGGUUUUAAUAACAGGGGUUGAAGCUACUUCAGAGGCUACAGAAGAGGUUUGCAAAGCUCUGGGUGGCGUUCAACACACAAUCUUUGGAGGAAUGUGGGAGUUCACCACGACUUUGGACCAUGCAGAUACCGCUUACACUAAUCUACCUUUAGCCGUCCAUAAUGACAACACGUACUUUACUGAAGCAGCUGGAUUACAAAUCUUGCAUUGUAUCAAGCAUGCUCAGGGCACUGGUGGUGAAACGUUACUGGUAGACGGAUUCUUCGGUGCACAAGAACUGAAGAGAGAACAUCCAGAAGAUUUCGAAUUUCUGUCAAAAUUUAAUCUGGAAGAACAAUAUAUAGAAGAAGGACAUCACCACACUUAUUCUGCGCCUGUUAUCAAAUUGGACAGUGAGACACAAGAACCAGUUCAAAUUAGGUUCAACGUGUAUGAUCGCUCUCCGAUGGCUUUCAAAAGCAGCGAGGAAUGCCGGUCAUACUAUCGUUCCUUGAGAAAUCUAGCAAAAUACUAUGAAGAUAAGGACAAUCAAUGGCAAUUCAAAUUGAAACCGGGAACUGUCAUGGCGAUGGAUAACUUCAGGGUUCUUCACGGUAGAACAGGAUUUUCUGGCAGCAGAGUGCUUUGUGGCAGCUACGUGUCCCGGUCUGAUUGGUUGGACAAAGCAAGGAGUUUAGGACUUAUUCAAUGAUGAAUUAAGAAAUAUAUUUUCAUAAAAGUU